AUGAAUGCAUCUGGAGGAAGCUGUGCAAGCCCUAGUUCUGCAGAACCUACAGGAGAUUUCUUCAAAGAACUGUGGUCCAAACUGAAAGAAUGUCAUGAUAAAGAAGUACAAGGCUUACAGCUGAAAAUAUCUAAGUUGAAAAAGGAAAGGUGCUUGGAUGCAGAGAGGCUUGAAGAGUUCUAUACCAAGAACCAACAGCUCAGAGAACAGCAAAAAGCACUUCAUGACACUAUCAAGGUUUUAGAAGACAGAUUAAGAGCGGGGUUAUGUGAUCGUUGUGCUGUAACUGAAGAACACAUGAGAAAGAAGCAGCAAGAGUUUGAAAAUAUCCGGCAGCAGAAUCUCAAACUUAUUACUGAGCUUAUGAAUGAAAAAAACAACUUACAGGAUGAGAAUAAAAAGUUAACUGAACAGUUCCAACAAUUACAGAAGGAGCUAGAGGUGCAAAAGCAGCAAGGAGCGGAGGCAGAAGAAGGAGUCAUUCCAGAUUCUCCAAUUCAAGCAUCUUCAUUUUCUGUUGUUAAUCGUAUGAGAAGAAAAAAAGAGAAUAGGCAUAUCCGAUAUACAGAACAUACACCCCCAGAUUUGGAACUUAGGGAAAGCAACAGUGAGUUGGGAAAAAUUCCACUCUUUUCCACACAAGUGAACACUCACCAUGGAGGAGAGAUACUAGUGGCAGACACUUGUGAUCCACAACUGUCACCUGUGCCAAAUAAACUAAGGGUGGGAGGAUACCCUGUUCCAAAGCCGUCUUUUAACUUGGCUGCAGUUGUCGCAGAAACGAUUGGACUUAGUGUUGAAGAGGAAUCUGAGUCCCAGAGCGUAUUGAAUCUUCCCCUCACUAACACAGUUUUGGGCCAGGCCUCAGAGAAUGUGCAGUCUGAAGACCCAAGGAAACAUCCAGCGUCCGAAUCAAGAAAUGAUGACAACAAUUUAGGUAUUUCAGAUCCAUGUCAUAACACUCCACCACAUGAUGACUGGGAUUCUCGGGUAGCUUCUCCUGUUUUUGGAGCUUCUAGCACCGUGAAGAACAACUCAAGUACAGUUCAUGCUACUUGUAUUUUAGAUUCAGGAUUCAAGCCUCAUCUCAAAACCAACCUCUUCAACAAUCCAUCCAGUUCCAGAUCUCAUAAAAGUAGAUCAAAAUCUGAAGAUGUUGCUUUUGUUGCACCACUGAAUCUUGGGACAGAAAUCAACUCAGUUAUCAGCCAGGCCUCUGUUCAUAGGCAAAUGAUUGUGAAAAAGAAUUCUCAUGAGUCUGUAACCUGUGCUGGAAACACCUGCACAACUAAAAAUGAGGUGAUCAAGAGCGAUGUCCUUCUUGUAUACCAGAAGCAGCUAGAAGGCAGGUGUGCUAAGAGAAAGAAAGCUGAAGAUGAUCAUGCAGUUAGCUGUGAUAAAAUAUCAUUCAGCAAAGAGAACUCUGUGCCCUUUCGAUCUGAUGUUCAGCAGGUUAAUGGGGAACAUCCAGGUGAUAAACCCUUGGAUCUGUCUGAUCGCUUCUCUGGAGUUCGUGGCGAAGACAAAAAACAAGGAAUUGAGGAGACAUACAAAAAUAGACUGAAGCAAGUGGCUCUGCAUGACAUUUUUUCACACAUAGGAAAGACCGUUCUUGAAGGUUCAUCAUCCAUUCAAAAUGUCAACAAUGAGAGCUGUUUAUUUGGAAGAGAUUUACAAGAGGAAUCCUAUAUACAAGAGGCAAUGCUGGGAAAAACCUUCUCUGACAGGAAAAAUCAGAUCCCAAUGAAAGAAGAAGUUCCUCCCUUCAAAUUUGCACCACUGCCAGGUUCUGCAGAGACAGAGGAACUUUUUGAUGAUGUAAAGGUUGCCAGUGGCCAUGUACCAAAUAGAAAGAAAACAAGGACAGGACAUGGAGAGUCUGAACCAGCAUCUGUGCUUCAGCCAAACCCUUGUAGACUAUCAAAAAGUAAAGCACAGCAAAAUGAGCAAGACCUGAAAGAUAAACCUUCUCUAGAAAACUUCCAGUGGAGCAUAGACCCAGGAGCUGACCUUUCACAGUACAAAAUGGACAUUACUGUGAUUGAUACAAAGGAGCAAGAAUUUCACAUAUCCAGUAUUAAGAUUAAAGGAGGAGAAAUAACAGAUAUGUUUGAUCAGACGACCCAUGAAGAAUAUGAAUCCUGCCUACCAGAAGAUAGUCAUUCUGCAUGUGAUGAAAAAGAAACUCUUCAUGAUGAAGAGCAGGAUAAGGGAAUAACAGCAGCGAGCAAGAAACUGAAGAAACAUGAGGAUAAACAAGAUAAAGCCAAGCAGAAAGCUUUUGUGGAGCCUUAUUUCAAAAGUGAUGAGAGAAAGAAUACUGUGUUAGAUUUUCCUCAUAUUGAGGUUAUUCGAAAAAAGGAAGAAAGAAGAAAAUUGCUUGGCCACACUUGUAAGGAAUGUGAAAUAUAUUAUGCAGACAUUCCAGAAGAAGAGAGAGAGAAGAAACUAGCUUCCUGUUCCAGACACAGAUUUCGCUACAUUCCUCCAAAUACUCCUGAAAAUUUCUGGGAGGUUGGAUUUCCUUCUACCCAAACCUGUAUGGAAAGAGGCUACAUUAAAGAGGAUCUUGCUCCCUGCCAACGUCCAAAAAGGCGGCAGCCUUAUGCUGUAAUGUUUUCUCCAAAAGGCAAAGAGCAGAAGACAUAAAGGAUGGGGAAAUAAGGAGUGCCAGCCUGAAUUGUAUCUUUCCUGUCCGUAGAUAUUUAUAGUUAAUAUAAACUUGAAAUAAAGAACUGUGUUUUCCACAAUGAUAGAUACAUUGUUUAAUUGAAUAUGUAAAUUUUAUAAAAUUCAUUUGCAAGUCUGAUGUACCAGGAAACAAAACUAUUUAAUGUAUGUUUGUUUCAUAUUGUGUUAAUACAUUUUGUAUUUGUUUUUUGCACCUGUCAGACAAGUCUCCUACUUUUCUUUUUU
This is a messenger RNA of Cinclus cinclus, 2916 nucleotides long. RefSeq names its product RB binding protein 8, endonuclease (gene RBBP8). Gene Ontology annotation, cellular component: site of double-strand break. The record is from RefSeq and is a predicted model, not a curated record. The transcript has 18 exons. Gene Ontology annotation, molecular function: flap-structured DNA binding; Y-form DNA binding; damaged DNA binding. Gene Ontology annotation, biological process: double-strand break repair via homologous recombination; DNA double-strand break processing involved in repair via single-strand annealing. The coding region runs from base 1 to 2649 and encodes 882 amino acids. NCBI's taxonomy places the organism in Eukaryota, Metazoa, Chordata, Aves, Passeriformes, Cinclidae.